This is a messenger RNA of Bombus pascuorum, 3524 nucleotides long. RefSeq names its product pre-mRNA-splicing factor ATP-dependent RNA helicase PRP16-like. The record is from RefSeq and is a predicted model, not a curated record. Gene Ontology annotation, biological process: mRNA splicing, via spliceosome. Gene Ontology annotation, molecular function: ATP binding; RNA binding. Lineage: Eukaryota; Metazoa; Arthropoda; Insecta; Hymenoptera; Apidae. Gene Ontology annotation, cellular component: intracellular anatomical structure; spliceosomal complex. The transcript has a single exon.
UAAUAUGGUGUUUAAAGGAUAGCGUCUAAAACGUAGUGUUUAAAACGUAAUUUUAUACUAUAGUGUUGCAUUAUACAUAUUUGCUAAAAAAUAAGUACUUUGUGCGCUAUUAAACGUAUAAAACUUGAGUGACGAAUAUUACUCGGUGUAAAAUGAUGGAUACAGUAAAUGAGUCGAGUUUGUAUAGAUUAGAAGGGAUUGCGAAAAAUCAAGCAGGAGGUUUGAUUAUUCGGAAGAAACCCUCUGAUCAUACAUUUAAAAAACCUCAGGUAUCUGUCUUGGGUCUUGACAAACUUGCAAAACGAAAAAGGCAAGAAAAUUUACAGGAGGUUAACUCACUGAAAUCUGAAUCAAGUUCACCAAAAUCAGAGAUUAAGAAAAGAAAAUACAGAUCUUAUGCUGAAGAAACUCCAACUCAUACUGGUGGGGCGAAUACUGAGGCACAACAAAGAUUAGAAGCACGAUUAAAGCAUCAAAGAUUGAGUGCACAGGACAAAAAUCAUAGAGACAAUUAUAAGGACAAAGAUCGGAAUAGAGAUAGGGAUGGGAAUAAGGAUCGAUAUAGAGAUUGGGAUAGAGAAAGAAGUAGAAGCAGAGACAGUGUUAGAGAUAGUAGUAGACAAACACCCUUAAGGUUUAAAGAUAAACCUCAAACUCCAAUAUUUAAUACAAAGGAUUCAAGAUCUAAAAGUAAUUGGGAUGAUGACGAAGAUGAAGAACCGAGAAAACCCAGUUGGGAUCAUCCGUGGGAAGAAGAGCAACAAAGACUGGAUAGAGAAUGGUAUGCCUUGGAUGAUGGAGAAAAUCAUGCUUUUGCUGACGUUUCUGAAGAAUACAGCAGUAAAAAGGAAAUGGAAUUGGAAGCAAAAAGACAGAAGCUUCUUUCCUCACAACAGCGACAGGUAAAUAAAGAUAACGAAUUGUGGGAACGUAACAGAAUGUUAACAUCUGGUGUCAUAAGUUCCUUGGAUCAUGAUGAUGAUCCUGACGAUGAAGGAGAAACCAGAGUACAUCUAUUGGUCCGUAAUGUUGUUCCACCAUUUCUGGAUGGUCGAAUUGUAUUCACUAAACAAUCAGAGCCUGUUGUACCUGUACGUGACCCUACUUCUGAUAUGGCAGUUGUAGCAAGAAAAGGGUCGGCCUUGGUAAGAGCAUAUCGCGAAGAAAAAGAGCGGAAAAGGGCGCAGAAAAAGGAUUGGGAACUAGCUGGAACUCAUAUCGGUAAUAUCAUGGGUGUACGUGAUAGACAAAAAGAGGAUAAGGAAGAUCCAGGUCAAGAAACUGACUUCAAAGCUGGACAAAAAUAUGCGCUUCAUAUACGGGAUGAAGUUAAUGGAAAAGCUAAAUACAGGUCCAUUCAACACCAGAGGAGGAGUCUUCCAGUAUUUGCUGUACGACAAGAAUUACUAAAUGUAAUUAGAGAAAACAGCGUAGUAGUUAUUGUUGGAGAAACUGGCAGUGGAAAAACAACACAACUGACUCAAUAUCUACACGAAGACGGUUAUAGUCGCUAUGGCAUAAUUGGAUGUACACAACCAAGAAGAGUAGCAGCUAUGUCUGUAGCAAAAAGAGUUUCUGAUGAAAUGGCUACUGCUUUAGGAGACAAAGUCGGUUAUGCUAUUCGUUUUGAGGAUUGCACUUCAAAAGAUACCGUUAUUAAAUAUAUGACCGAUGGUAUCUUAUUAAGAGAAAGCUUAAGGGAAGAAGAUUUGGAUCAAUAUAGUGUAAUUAUCAUGGAUGAAGCUCACGAAAGAUCUUUAUCUACUGAUAUUUUAUUUGGUUUGCUGAGAAAGGUUGUAGCCAGACGACAUGAUCUGAAAUUGAUCGUAACAUCCGCUACAAUGGACUCUAGCAAAUUUUCAACAUUUUUUGGAAAUGCUGCGACAUUCCAAAUUCCAGGUCGCACAUUUCCAGUUGAAGUACUACACGCAAAGAAUCCAAUCGAAGACUAUGUUGAUGCUGCUGUCAAACAAGUGUUACAAAUUCAUUUGCAACCUCGUUCAGGCGAUGUAUUGGUCUUUAUGCCCGGUCAGGAAGACAUUGAAGUUACUUGCGAAGCUUUGAAAGAACAUUUAGCAGAGAUCGAAUCUGCUCCUCCACUUACCAUUCUACCUAUUUACUCGCAACUGCCCUCGGAUUUACAAGCUAAAAUUUUCCAACGUUCAGAGGAAGGUUCGCGAAAAUGCGUUGUAGCAACAAAUAUAGCCGAAACUUCAUUAACCGUCGACGGAAUUGUAUUCGUCGUGGACUCUGGCUAUUGCAAGUUGAAAAUUUAUAACCCACGAAUUGGUAUGGAUGCUUUACAGGUAUAUCCAGUGUCCAGAGCAAAUGCUGAUCAAAGAGCAGGAAGAGCAGGACGUACUGGUCCUGGUACCUGCUACAGAUUGUACACGCGAAGACAAUAUUUAGACGAACUACUAUUGACCGGAGUUCCAGAAAUACAGCGUACCAAUCUUGCAAACACUGUAUUGUUACUGAAGUCUUUAGGUGUUCAAGAUAUAUUGGGUUUUCAUUUUAUGGAUCCUCCACCACAAGAGAAUAUACUAAAUUCUCUCUAUCAGUUGUGGAUGUUAGGUGCAUUGGAUCAUACAGGACGUUUAACGCCUUUGGGACGACAAAUGGCAGAAUUCCCCUUAGACCCGCCACAAUGUCAGAUGCUUAUUGUUGCUUCUCAACUCGGUUGCACUGCAGAUAUACUAAUCAUAGUUUCUAUGCUGUCAGUGCCUUCGAUAUUCUACCGACCCAAAGGUCGCGAAGAAGAUUCUGAUUCAGCGAGAGAGAAGUUUCAAGUACCAGAGUCUGACCACCUAACAUAUUUAAAUGUGUACAAUCGGUGGAAGGCGAAUGGUUAUUCCAAUUCUUGGUGUAACGCUCAUUUUAUUCACGCGAAAGCUAUGCGGAAAGUAAGAGAAGUUCGACAACAGCUGGAAGAAAUUCUCAAACAACAAAAGAUGGAAGUUGUAAGCUGUGGCACGGACUGGGACAUUGUACGGAAAUGUAUUUGUUCGGCAUACUUUCACCAAGCAGCUCGUUUGAAAGGUAUUGGCGAAUACGUGAAUUGUCGUACUGGAAUGCCAUGCCAUCUUCAUCCGACGUCAGCUUUGUUCCGUAUGGGGUUCACGCCAGACUACGUGGUUUAUCAUCAACUUGUGAUGACUGGCAAGCAGUACAUACAAUGCGCGACUGCCGUUGAUGGCCACUGGCUAGCCGAAUUGGGCCCUAUGCUUUUUAGCGUAAAGGAAACUGGAUAAAGCGGACGAGCAAAACGACGUGCAAGACAUUUACAUGAAACGGAAGGGCAAAUGAAAGAAGCGGAAGAAGAAACGAAAGCUAGGGCGCGAGAACAACUUGAACGUGAACAAGUUUCUAUCAGGAAGUAAGUUUCUUGUGUUUCAAAUUUAUAAUACAUACAGUAUCUCAUAAAAGUAUUUGAAUUACCGUAGAAAGCUUAAUAUAAGUUUUUUAUAAUAUUUAUCUGAUAUUUUGUAUCAUUAAUUUUUAUGAUAUUCUUUUAUAUUGUUUAC